CGAACCGGCUGGCCAGAGCGCUGCAGAGCCGCCGCAGACAGCCAGGCGCAGCCAGGAGCCCGCCCGCCCGCCCGAGCUGUGCAAGGCCAACAGCUAUCAUGGUGGCCACCAGGAGCAUCUGCCUUCUCGUUAUGCUGAUGGCCCCUCUCUGCUCCUCCCGAUCGAGGCACCUUCCAGCAGCCACCCUGGAAGACGGUGCUGGGAGCGGAGAGGGAGAGGGGGCUUCCUCCAUCCCACCCCCUGCAAGCGUGACCUUGAGUGUGAACCCCACCUUGGACGAGGUCCUCAUGACCUCGGUGAACGAGACGUCCACCACCCUGAACAUACUGGACGGGAUUGUGGACUUCUUCCGAGAGUACAUGCUGCUGAUCAUCGUGGUGGGCUCCUUGGUCUUCAUCUUCCUGUUCAUUGUGUGUGCAGCCGUCAUCGUCCGGCAGAAGCACAAGGCCUCCGCCUAUUACCCGUCCUCUUUCCCCAAGAAGAAGUACGUGGACCAGAAUGACAAGUCGGGCGGUGCCAAAGCUUUCAGUGAAGUCCCUGAGAAGGCUGGUGAUUCCUGCCAAGAAGAGCCCGUUGACUCCACCAAACAACUGCAAGCGGAUAUUUUAGCAGCAGCCCAAAACCUCAAGUCCCCGAUGAAGGCUGUCAUGGCAAAUGGAGAGAGUGCCAAAACGGAGGAGAAACCCAUCAAGGAAAGGGAAGAAGGAACUCAGGCAGCAGACGUGGACAGAAAAGAAGAGGAACAAACGACCCGAGUCCAGGAUGGUCCACCAGAAGAGGCUGACCUUCCUCUAGAGACUCCAGCGACACAAAACCCGGAAGAGGCUGAAGUCAACGGGGGAGACCCACCACCCACUGUGGGUGGUCAACAGGUGGCGGAAGCCACCCCACCUUCUCCAGAGGAGCCCAAGGAGCCAGCCGGGACAGAUAAUUCCAUCUCACAGACCUUGGAAAGUGAGAAUCAAGAGUCUUUUGACCAAACAACUCAUGAUGACAGCAGCUCAGGAGACUAAAGACUGAAAAACUACCAUCUACCGUUAGUGCUGGAAAUUUAUAAUAUUAGAUCAGUGAUGGACUUAUUUUUUACCAAGUGGGCAACGGAAAGUCCUUCCUUCAUUAUAGGAGGCGACUUGCUCCCUUCCACUAUCAAAGAAUCUCGUUAGAAGUUGCGCGCUGUGUUUGUUGCCUUAAUGGACCGCUUGGUUACUUUGGAAAUGCAUAGCUACACUCAUUCACCACAAGGGCCUGAGAUGGGGCUGGAUCCUGCAACCCCAUUGUGCUCAUGGUGGUACCUUUCUCUGGAUCAAGAGCAGGAGAACGCUCCUGGCACCAGAGAAAGCGCCACUGUUAGCAGAAUUGGAUCCAAGAGAUCCAACCCAUGAUUUGGUAGGUCAGGAUGGACUUGAAAAAGAUCCAGCAUCCCAAGUAUUGUCCGAGGGGGGAGUGGCCAAUUGCAGAACUGGCUCUAGUGCUCUAGAGGAGAGGGGCUGGGCCCGAGCACCUCUCCUUCAAGUCCAUGUGGUGUAAUCUGUGACUUGGGUCCAAUUCUGGAUGAGUCCCCUUGCAAGUUCCGUCCUCAUGAACCGUAAUAGUGGGGCUGAGAGAGCAUCCCUGCCGCUUUCUGUAUGAAUUUCUGCCCUUUGUUAAAUGUCCUGCUCAAAGGAUCCCGUUGCCCUUCUGCACCGAGGGCCGUUUCCUGGCGAUCUGGGUGCUCUUGGGGUUGGAGUCUCUCUUCUGACUGGCUGACACUCUAUAACCAGGCGUGCAUCCACGUGGGUGUUUCCCCCUAUAUGGGAAGCAGGAACCCCCCGCCCCCAGGAUAUUGUGCCCAGGGAGGGCUGACUCACCUGCCUCCUGCAGCGAGGACAGGUGUGUGUGAGGAAGCCGUUCCUUCUCCUUUCCACCCCACUUGCUACUGCUGUGGUGGUGGGGGGCAUUUUUGUGCCCCAAUGUGGAAACAGCCUAAUUUCUUCUGGGUCAGCUGGAAGAUGUAGGUUUUUUGUACUCUGUGGCAGGGAAGGAAUAAUUCUUUUCCGACUCUUUACGUGGGGUGGGGGGGGGUGAGGGGAUACAGGAAUGGAGAGUUCUGAGUGGGCUUCAUGUUUCCGGGGUGAGUGGGUGGAAUCUGGGUUAUUCCUUCUCUAGGCUGAUUGGAAAUGAGGGGGACAGUCCAGCAUUUCAGCUGGACCAGGUAGCAUUACCUUACCUAUGACAAGCCUUGAAGAAGGAAAGGAGGGUGGGAAAAAAUCCUCCGGUCUCUUUCCUGUCUUCAUAAAGGUUCCGUUGAUAUAUUGAUGACUCCAAGUGUUCUGCAUCACUUGGUUACAUGGAAUACCUGAUGAUACCAGGGGGGAGAGAACGUUUUCUGUACCAUUAGCCAGCCGGAACAAACAGAUUCGAAUCCUGUCUUUUCAAACUGAGACGUGUUUGGCUGAAGAGGUUCUUUUGGACGGGCUCUGAUUUCUGCAGCAGACCCAAGAUGGGAGUUACGUGGGACAAAGUUGUGGGAGGGCAUUCAGUGGGCCUUGCAGCUGGAAUGAGCUGCCAGCAUCUUCGUGGUUCAGUCUGCCUCGAGCAUUGGAAGCCUUCAGAUUGAAUUGUUCCCAGAGCCCAUUUGCUCUGCAGCCUUACUUGGAAGCUCAGUGUGUGUGUGGGGGAGUUGCUCAGAGGGGUCUUGCAACAUCAGCCCCUGGGACUGGCAGAGAGGAUAAAGCUCUGGUGCCGAUUCUAGCAACCUUUGGCUUUUACCUAUCGACUGAGGAGGGGCCUUCCUGCCCGUCAGUCUUCAGCUUUUCCUCCAGCUCCACCUCCAGCAACCGACUCGGGAGCUCCCAUCUGCCCAACACGCAGGCAUCAGGUCGGACAGUCAGUGCAUGGUCGUUGGGACACUGAAUGUGCCUUGGAAAGGAUGACGGCUCCUUUCCAUCCACGUGAUAAAAGUUGUCUUCCGAGAGCAGGGGCACCUCUACAACGACGCUCACGCGGGACUGUUCAGAGGGAAUGCCAGUGUGUGAAUGGCAGAGCAGAUGGGCGUGGACGGGUCCAUGGAAAAUGUCCCCGGGGCUCAUGAUACCAUCUUUGACCAGAGGGAGAUGAGGGAUCCUUGCCCUGAGUUGCAGCAGCUGAACGAAGAGAGGCAGCGAUGAGACCGUGGGCCCUGCAAGCCUUAUCCACUGAAAGCCUGUCCGUUUUUUAAAAUCGGCAAGGAGCAAGAAAUUGCAGACUGGAACUCCCCACCCCGC
Messenger RNA from Eublepharis macularius, 3242 nucleotides. RefSeq names its product transmembrane protein 119 (gene TMEM119). The coding region runs from base 99 to 1013 and encodes 304 amino acids. NCBI's taxonomy places the organism in Eukaryota, Metazoa, Chordata, Lepidosauria, Squamata, Eublepharidae. The transcript has 2 exons. Gene Ontology annotation, cellular component: plasma membrane. Gene Ontology annotation, biological process: positive regulation of osteoblast differentiation; positive regulation of osteoblast proliferation; positive regulation of bone mineralization. The record is from RefSeq and is a predicted model, not a curated record.